GGGGUCAGUAAGCCGGGUGGCUGUGCGGGAUGGGGGGGGGGGGGGCGGGGCGGGCCACUCAGUCGGGGAAGUGGUGCCAUGAGGUGGUGGAACGCUGUCGAGACGGGUAUAUCGCGGAACUGAGGUGAUCUAGGAUUGGAAGUCAUCCGCCAUUGUCUUUUUGCAAGAAAGGAGUUCAACUGUCAUAGUUGAGUUCAGUUUUCCAAUACCUAUUGAACUCAAACUACUGUACCAUGGAUCCAUAGAAUUCACAAAAGAUAUAUGUCGAAAACUGAAAUUUCUAGAUCAAGAUGUGUUGCCAGGAGUUCUGUCAGUACAUGUAAAUUGAAAUAAGUGUCUCUAAAAAGAAAAUGGCUAGAGAUUAUGGAGGAAGUGGCUCUGGGGGAUUGAUGGAUGAAAUUCAAGCACUCAUUGCACCUCCAGGUGAUGAAAAGAGAAAGAGAGAAGGACUUGACUUGCACCCAUAUUUUCGAAGACCAGGAAAGGGCCACAACAAUGACAGAUGUGAUGCAUGUGGUGAAGGAGGUGACCUGCUUUGUUGUGAUCGCUGUCCGGCAUCAUUUCAUUUGGGCUGUCAUGACCCACCUAUUCCAGAGGAGGACAUACCAUCAGGAGAUUGGAUCUGUCAUAAUUGUAAGGCCACUGAAGCUCUGAAACUUGGAGCAUCCCAUAGCACUGAUUGGCAGCAGGAGACAAACGCUGAUGACCCAGCAUGUGCUGAUAUCAUAGCUGUCCGCUCUCCGCUGCAGCACCUCAUUCAAGCAGCCUCCCUCCUCAACCCCAGACAAUUUGAACUGCCCCCAGAUAUGGCUGUAAAUGAUCUGCUUCCUGGUGAAACAAAGAUCAACCCCAAGGGGAGCAGAAAAAGGCCACAUGAGUUGGACAAUGGCCUUGUCCCUCUCCCUGCUAAGCUGUGCUUCAAAUGUGGGAAAAGCUGCCGAACUGCUCCACUAAUGGCCUGUGACUACUGUCCCUCAUGUUUCCAUAUGGAUUGCUUGGAUCCACCCAUGACAACAAUGCCAACAGGAAGUGUGUGGAUGUGUCCACUUCAUGUGGAAAACUUUCUGGACUCUGAAAUGUUGAAAACGCCCAGGCUGACGGAGCGACUCAAGCUAUGGAACCGCUUUCAAGGUCCGCUUGACCAGGAUGUUAUCAAGGCUCAGUUCUUCAGGAAAGUUCACAGAAGGCAUCCUCCUUUCAAGUACAAAAUGAAGAUAGAGAAUACUAAUCUAGUGGAUGUUCCUGAAGGUGUCAAGAGCCACUAUAAAAAUCCACUGCCUAAACCACAAAUGGCAGACAAAGACACAUUGGUGGUACCUCCCCAAGGGUCUGAGGCCACAGAGGAGGAGCAGGAACUUUGGCUCAAAAGCAUUCUCAGUCUGCAGCUGGGCUCCAGUGAGUACCUCGAGCAGCAGAAGUGCACAGCAGCUGACCAUCCAGUGAAGCAGGAGUCAGAGUGUGCCUCUGAGUCUGCCAGUGACUCCCUCCCCAACUCAGGAGAUGUGCAACAUUCGGGGCUGGACGGGUCGCACCAUGCAGCCACUAAUGGUGACCUGGACGGCCGGGUGAAGAAGCACUGCCCCAAGAAGUUCGAUAAGAUGAUGGACGUGAAGCGGUCGCGCACGGACACGAUUCUGAAGGCGUGUCUGAUGGACGGUGUGCGGCAGGAGCGGCGGCCACUGGUGGAUGACUCUGCCGAGCUGCGCCAGCUGCGAGCCCAGCUGCAGUCGGCCGGCUCGAUGGACCUCAGCCUGCUGGACGAGCGGCUGGUGCAGCUGCUGGCCGUGCAGCGGCUCACGCAGCUGCUCGGGCCGCACGCCGCCGGAAAGCUGGCCCCGCGGGCGCCGCUCGACCCGGUCCGCAGCGCCGCGUCGGCAGUGGCCCCGCGGGCCACGCUCACCCCGCUGAACGGGAUCGGCGGCACGGAGCUGGUGCGAUACCGGUCACUGUCGGUGGGCAGCGGCGCCGACAACGACCUCAACCUGGACCGGCACGGCUACUGCGCCUACGUCUCCGGUCAGCACGCCACCAUCUUCUUCGACGACACGGCGCGCCGGUUCGAGCUGCUCAACUACAGCGAGCACGGGACGGUGGUGGAGGGCGUGCUGUACGGCUGCAAUUUCUCCGCGCGCACUGUGGCCGGCGUGGAGGAGUCCGCAGUCGAGGCCACGGUGCACGCCAUAGCCGAGAAGCGACGGGAGGCCAGACGUGCCGCGUCUGAUAACUCCUCUCCCGCUGUGCCAUCGAAAGACGCCACGAUGAGCAAGCGGGCGUGCCUGGAGCGGCGCCGCUGUCGGUGCGUGUGCCCCGCGGCGGGACCGGCCGACGGACCGCGGCGUGGCUUUGAGAGCUCGGUGCUGCUCCACCACGGCUGCCACCUGCAGUUCGGGUGUCUUCGUUUCGUGUUCGCUGAGACGGGUGUGCGCCGCCGCCAGGAUAGUGUCGUGGAGGCGCUGCUGGCGCGCGCGCGGCAGCGAGACGCGGAGGAGGUGCGCUCGUAACCGCUGGUGACGCCGGCUGGUGACUGACUGGUGCUGAGCGCUGGUGCCGAGCGAUGCCGGACUCUGUAAAGGACUAUUGGACGCGAGUGGCCAUGGUGUGGUUCACAAGUGCUGGUCGGUUUACUGCACAGUCCUGCUCCACACCGGUGGGAACUUCGCAAAGUGUAUCUGAUGAGUCUGAUUUCAGAGUAUUCAAUGAGUGGUCUGUUAUUUAAUAGUCUGGUGACACCCAUCUGACUCGAGUUUAUCCGUUGUGCGCCAGAUCGGCGGUCGCAUGACUGUAGGGUGUAGAAGGCUGACUUUUGGACUGUAGGUAUAGUUUCACCUGGUGGCCGACCGCUGCUCCACUGCCUGCCUGCGUGGGGGCGGUAGUAUGCCGUCAACUUUGGGAGACACCACGCCGGUAACUGAGCUCAGUGCUGCCGGUUCAGUCAGGCUGAAAUGGUAGACAAUAUUUUUCUUAGAUAUGAGAUAGCUUGCACUUCACAUGUCAGCGUUUCACCAUCGAAUGUGUCAUCUGGUCUGUCACGAUGUGUGUAGAGUAGUAGAGAGCCCUAGUGAGUUGACAUGGUGCUCACGAUUCAUGUCGAUGCUUGUAAAGCUAGCCAUUGGCGCAGCGUGGCGAACGGCAAGUGUACAAAUCAGCAGUUGGAGUCAACCAACGAACAUUGUUGCAUAAACCAGUGGAGAUGCACGACUUCUCAAGUAUCUACGUAAUCACAUUGUUCAUUGGUGAGCUGCCGGAUUUAGUCCGGUUCGGAGAGCGAUGGAGUAGUGAGCAGUCUCACUUUGUGUCGUGGUGGCUUGUUUAUUUAAUUGUAAGCGUCUCCCUGCUGUUCAUCAUUUCGCCAUCCUGUUGUGAUGUGUUGUAUGUGCGUGCACGUCUCAUUGCUUUUUCUCACAACACUUCAUCUCGUGGGGUACCAAUGUCGAAGUUGAAUACAUCGUUUUAGUUCACCAUAUAUGCGGCCUUGCGCCCGUG
Molecule: messenger RNA, 3483 nt
Organism: Amphibalanus amphitrite
Lineage: Eukaryota; Metazoa; Arthropoda; Thecostraca; Balanomorpha; Balanidae
Product: protein lin-9 homolog
Exons: 2
Coding region: 351-2501 (716 amino acids)
Biological process (GO): DNA-templated transcription; negative regulation of transcription by RNA polymerase II; regulation of cell cycle
Cellular component (GO): transcription repressor complex; Sin3-type complex; nucleoplasm
Molecular function (GO): DNA binding; protein binding; transcription corepressor activity
Source: RefSeq, a predicted model, not a curated record